This is a messenger RNA of Venturia canescens, 3942 nucleotides long. It is a transcript of the gene P58IPK, whose product is annotated as dnaJ homolog subfamily C member P58IPK. The transcript is spliced from 6 exons. Bases 267 to 1715 code for a protein of 482 amino acids. Gene Ontology annotation, cellular component: endoplasmic reticulum. Lineage: Eukaryota; Metazoa; Arthropoda; Insecta; Hymenoptera; Ichneumonidae. The record is from RefSeq and is a predicted model, not a curated record. Gene Ontology annotation, molecular function: misfolded protein binding; protein-folding chaperone binding. Gene Ontology annotation, biological process: protein folding in endoplasmic reticulum.
GCGUUGGUGUACGACGAAACGAGUGGAUUGAGCAGGUUGGAAUUGUGCCCACGUGCACACGUAUACACUCGAAUGUAUACUUAACUAAUACCAAGUGGGUACUGCGUUGGACCAAUCGCGUUAAACCACGAUCGCAAUGGCGGUGUCACCAGCCAGUAUUGUGAUAUCAGAGAGAUAGUCGUGACUGUGAAGUAAGAUUAUUUGUGAAUUUUGUCAUAUAAAUUUGGAAAUUUGAAGACACGACUGAUUUGUCCAUCUUCUCCGAAAUGUAUCACUUUGGCGUAUUGAUUGUUUUAUUAUAUCACUCGUUAGACGCUGUCGGGAGCGUUUCACAGGCUGAAAUUGAAAGACAUCUGGAACUUGGCAGAGAUUUCCUUGCUAAGAGACAAUUACAAGAUGCUCUUACUCACUAUCAUGCUGCUGUUGAUGGAGAUCGAAAUAAUUACCUGACUUAUUACAAACGAGGCACUGUCUAUCUUGGAUUGGGUAAAGCCAAAUUAGCUCUGCUGGACUUCAGUAAAGUAUUGGAGCUCAAGCCAGAUUUUACAGCUGCUCGAGUACAGCGGGGAACAAUUUUUCUUAAACAAGCUGAAUUUGAUCAGGCUGAAAGCGAUGCUUUAGAUGUGCUGGCUGUGGAACCUCACAAUGCAGAGGCAGAGAGCACAUACAAAAAGAUUCAGCCAACUCGUGAUUCUUACCGUUUGGCUCAAUCUCUUGUUCAACAAGAAAGGUACGAUGAAGCAGUUGAUUUGUUGUCCGACAUUAUUGAAGUGUGUCCGUGGUCGCCAUUUCUACGAGAACUACGAGCUGAAGCAAACGCUGCAGCGGGUGACUACAUGAAUGCUAUUUCCGAUAUACGCUCAACAACAAAACUACUCUCAGACAAUACGCAAGGCUUCUACAAGCUAUCAGCCAUGCUCUAUAGAAUCGGACACGUAGAUGAUUCGCUGAAGGAAAUCCGUGAAUGCCUAAAACUCGAUCCCGAGCACAAAGAAUGUUUCCCCUUCUACAAGAAAGUGAAAAUAAUAGCAAAAAAAUUGAAUGACGCAAAGGAAGCCAACGAGUCGAGUGAUACCGAGGGUUGCGUCGCAGCAGCCAAUUACAUUUUAAAAACAGAAAAAAAACAUGAAAAAGUACGUUUUUUGGCGUAUCAGUGGUUGUGCAAAUGCUAUCGCAACGACGAAGAUGCCUCGCUUGCUGUUAGCAACUGCAAGGAAGCCUUGGAAAUCAACCGAGAUGCCGAGAUCCUGUGUGACAGCGUAGAAGCGUAUCUCAAUGCGGAAAUGUUUGACGAUGCGAUACGAGAAGCGAAGGAGGCCCAACAAAUGGAUCCGAGCUCCGAGAGAGCGAAGGAACUCCAUCAAAGGGCACUGCAACAACAGAAGGUGUCGGAAUCACGUGACUAUUACAAAAUUCUUCACGUGCCGAGAACAGCGACGAAACGUGAAAUCAUAAAGGCGUACAGAAAAGAGGCACAAAAGUGGCAUCCAGACAACUUCCAAGAAGGGGAGGCGAAGAAACGAGCAGAGAAAAAGUUCAUCAACAUUGCUGCGGCGAAGGAGGUUUUGACAGACGAAGACAAGAGAGCAAGAUUCGAUCGGGGUGAGGAUCCUCUCGACCCCGAAUCAGGGAUGCAUUCGGGUCCGAAGUUCCGUGACUUCCAUCAGUUCCACGGAGGCGGCUCACCCUUCCAAUUCAAAUUUCACUUCAAUUGAUGAAGAAAUUACGUCCGGUAGAAGAAAAAAAAACAAAAGAAAAGACUUCUCGUCGCGAUUAUGACGGCUCGUUUGCUCAUCGUUCAUUACGUAGCUUCGUAACACCAAUAUGCUGAUGUUACUGCUUGGAGCUCGUUGUUUGACUUGUUCGAGAUAUAACAGCAACACGCAUUGUUGAAUUUAUAAACGUGACUUGUUCCAAGAACAUUUUCUCCAUGUCUGAGACGUUGUGUUUGGACGGUGAAUUUAUCGGGAGAAGGGGCUGAAAAUGUCACAUUUUCAUCCACAACUUCAUAGUGUAAAACUGUAAAACGUGAUAUGAUACGAAAUAAUCGUGCAUCAGUGCAACACUCUUCAAUUUUCCCAAAGAUACGACUUUUUUAUCAUCUAAUUUCCACGUCGCAAUUGAACAUUUUAGGGAAAAAAGGUAUAAAGUUAAUCGAAUUUGUAGACUCAUGUGGAACUUGCAAUAGAAUAUUCAAUUUGCACUCCGCACCAUCGGUGAGCUCCGAUUAUGCCCACGAAUAACGUUGCAAUUGUCAACAGUUCACAAACUAAGAAUUAUACCAGAGGUAUACAUCAGUUAUUACAGAAAAAAAUGCCUUUUCGCAGCAACUACCUAGCGUAGAAUCUACAAAACAACCAUUGAAUUGAAUGCAAUCGUUAACGGACUUCAAAACGACCAAUAAGUCUCUCCAAAUUUUUAAGCUCGCACUGCGUACUCCAAAUUAUACAACGAUUGUGACUCGUUUUUUAUAAAUAGUAUUGAAGUCUGCAUCGCUUUACCUAUCAAAUGUACUUGAAACUUCAUUCUUCAUUGUAGAAAAAUGAACAGAUUUUUCGAUGAAUUUAAACUGAAAUCAAGAAAAAGUUGGACCAACUUUUGGUCGUUGUGGUUUUCAAAUGAAAAACACUAUUCAGAACACUGGAAAGAAAAUAAAUUCAAUUUAUGCCCGCUGUUGUAAACUUCAACAUUGUUUCAAUGGAGCAUUUGUACUCGGCUCAGCUACUGAUGUUUGAACGGUAAUUAUCGAGUUUCGCCAAUGGACGAACGGUUAUAUAUAUUAAAUUUACGGUCAAAUAGUUGAUGCAUCUCAGUUGAGUCAGCUGUCAAACGAAAAUGACAGUAGAAUAAAAUCAAAGGAGCUUGCUAAAUAGCUUAAGGAAUGUGUCAUUUUUAGGAUUUUGUUUUACAAAAACUAUCGAAUAGAUUUCGUAUUUUUGGCACAUGUAUUGAAUUUUCUUAUCCUAAACAUAAUUUUCAACUAACAAUGUCGAAAAUUUUAAAAGUCGAAAGAACCGCAGGAAACACGUGAAAAAGAGUAUUCUCGGACAAGGGUUGCUUGUGAAUUUUUCACAUUCAUCAAACGGAAAAACAUUUUUCGACAAAUUUGAACAUUCGAAGUAACAAAAAAAGCAUGUUUCGAAUUCUUUUUUCAUUUGCUUAAACUUUUCAGACUUAAAAGUAUAAAAAUUACUCGUGCAUUUAAAGAUCAUGUGAAAUUUCUACAAAACGAUCAAUAAGUUCAAUAAAUGAAUUUAAAAACGCUCGCCCGCAUUUAUAUAACGUAGUGCAUCUCUGCCUCAGUCUAUACAAUUCGCAAGCCAAUAUCCCUGUCGAAAGUCUCGGCAUCUGAAUUUAAUGAAUUACGUGUGAGAGUGCAUUUCGAGCGUAAAAACACAUUGUUUUUUUGUAUUGUUUUUGUAAAUAUGGUGAAUUACUAUCGACCAAAUGCGAUCGAAUCCUUCCCACAUAUAAAAAUUAUAUAUAGGGGUGUGUUAAUUUCGACUCUCAUUCAAAGUCUGAAUUUUCACUUGGAAAAAUAUCUGCCACUAAUGUAAAAUCUAAGAGAAAAAAUUGUCGCAUCGUGACAGAAAAUGAAAAAUAAUUUGAAUCUCGAACGACUUUGAGAUUUCUCCAUAAUCAAUCAGUCAAAAGUUUCAUUUCUUUUUCUGUUAGCAGUAAAAAAAGAAAAGUAACUAUCUCUGAAAAGAUAAAGAAAUGAAAUAAAAUUUCAAAAAUGGCACAUCUAAAUAUGUAUCCAUUAAUGCAUUUGUGUAAAUAUGGAUGUACAUAUAUGGACACAUAUAUAUCCAUCGCAUAUUUAACAUAGGUUCAGUGCUGUGGAAGUGAGUUUAUGCAUGGGAGUGAGUCAGAAUUCUAUGUACAUACCUAAACUGUAUCUCUGAAGUUUGUUUAAAAAUAUAUUUGAAUAAUUUAUACAAA